UAAUCACGAUGGCCAUCCAACCAAUCAGAGAGAAGCGACGAGUGGACCCGGCUCACCAGUGCCAUCUCCAUGGCGACCACGGCGACGGAGGUAGGGCGCCCGGCCUUGUGAUGUCCGCCUCCACCACCCCACCUCGCUCCCUGCUCUCGGGCCGCUUACUCGAAACGUCAGCCCACUUAUCCCUGUACCGCAUACGACAGCGGGAGGAGGAGCGGCGGCGGCGUCGGCACGGCACGGCACGGCGGCUUGGCAGCGCGAUUCUCGCUGGGAACCCGACAGGCGAGGAGUUGGGUCGCGAUCGCCGGUCGACAUCAGCGGCCAUUGCGGGUUGCAGAUGGAAGACCCUGAUGAGACUGAGGGCUCUGCAAUCCCCGUGGACCCCCUGGCCCCCGCGUCCAUGCCUGCGUGGAGGGUUCUCCUGAGCGACCCUUGCCUAGCCCGCCUCCACCACACCUGCACAGCGGCGCACGGGGGGCAGCUGCUCUACGUGGUGGGGGGUCUGGCGCGGCCGGGAGGGCCGCCUCUGUCGGAUGUCGUGGCCGUGGAGCUGCGCGGAGGCCAGGAUGGCACCACCGCGGCGGUGCGGGCAGUCCCGGGCCCCGCGCCGCCGCCCCGGAGCCACCACGCUGCGGCGCUCCUGUCCCGUCGGUGGUUGCUGGUGCUGGGCGGCUGGGACGGGGCGCGGCGCACGGCGGACGCGUUCCUGCUGGACACGGAGAGCGAGGGCGCCGGCUGGCGGACCCUCUCCGAGGAGCCGGGCAGCGAGCCGCCCGCGGGCCUGAGCGGGCACUCCCUCACGGUGGUGCGCGAACCGGCGGGCCGCGCGGAUGGCCGUGUCGAGCUGGUAGUGCUAGGCCGCGAGGGCGGCGUGCGCACGCAGCGCCGCCACGGCUGCCUGUACCGCGUGCGCUUGCAUCCGGGUCGCGGCACGCUGCGCUACGAGCCGCUGCCCGCCCUCGUAGCGUCCCGCUCGGGACACUCGGCCACGAUGGCGCGGGAGCCGAGCGGAGGAGGACACCGCCUCCUCGCGUUCGGCGGCAGGGACUCCAGGGAACUGGAGGUGGUAGCUCGCUGGCCGGCCCGAGGGCCCGGCUCCCUGGAGCUUGGCUCGCUGCCGGAGUCAGUCAGCUCGGAGGAUAGGGCCCUGGAGCGGUACCUCUGGGCCAUCGCGGUCCCGAGCCGUGGGCCCCCGCGUGCCCUGCGCCUCCAUACGAUGACGCCGCUGGGGCCGCGGAUCGCGCUGCUGUCUGGCGGAGAGGAGAGCUUCUCCUGCGUCUCGUCCCCGUCGCGCCGCGCCACCAAUCUGCGCCUCCACCUCCUCGACACGAGCCGCGCCGAGUGGCGGACCCUGCAGGCCGCAGCGCUGGAGCGCAGCGCGCAUUGCGUGUGCAUGCUGGGGGGCCACGUCCUUGCAGUGGGGGGCCUCCCGAGCCGCGGGGGGCACCCCUGCCCUGAGCUCUGCAUCCUAGAGUUGUCACCAGAACUCCCCGAGGUGUGAGCUUGGCCAGUAAUGUGUCCCUGUUGCAGCCAGCCCCGUGCUGUGUGGACAGAUUCAGCCUCUGCUGCCGCACUGCCAGCGCUGUCUGCCACUUUUAGAGGUGUAUGCGUUUUACUACCACGUAUGCCAGGUCACUCUUGCGUGAGUACUAGGUGGUUAGCAUGAUAACUAUGCAUUGUGUAGUGUUACUAUUAUAACUGCAAUAGUCAUAUUUGUUCCGGAGCAUUAACAAUUGCAGAAUUGAGUGGCUCCCAAACCCUGGACACCCUUGCAAACGAGAUGCUCCUUCUGAAAGCAUGUUCCAUGUGAAAUAUAGUAAUAAAUAAACUCUGAAUCAUGUCACCACCAUGGCAGGGUCACAGGAUCCAAGGGUCUCCUGGUCCCUUGAGGAUUGCCCUGGGUGUCCUCCAGUGACAGCCGGUUCCUUGAGUUUCCUCUUUCUAUUGAAAUCCAUGAGGAGAUACUCUCUCACCUUUGGUUCCUAUGCUGUAGCAUCGGGGUAGAAAUAAAUAAAAAUAAAUUUCAGCCACUCUUUACCACACUGAUCAGUGGGGAUUGAUGAAGGGGGUGCAGAGAGGUGGAUCCAGAACUGGUACUGAAAUCACUUUCCACUGUUUUCUAUAGCUGGGAAUUGAACUCAGGUGGCCAGGUUCACAACACGCUAACCACUGCGCUACCUCUCCUCCAUAAUUGAAGCAGCACGCAGACUGAAUUGUUCGCACGGGAGAAAGGCAUUUCAAGCCAUUUUGAGACAAGUUUCAAACAACACAGAAACAUUGUUGCUCUGUUGCCACUGAUGCACCUCAUUGGUUAACCGUCACUUACAUUAGUUUUCUCUGUCCAUGGCACAAGGCUUAUGUGACGACAAUCAGGAGACUUCCCUCUGUUGACCGUUUUAAAAUUCAUUGCAACGCUCUUUGACUUUAUGCAGAAAUGUGAAUUUAUAUUUUUCACUGGAGUUAUUGAUUGUCUUUUUCCCAACACACUUUCACACACACUGCUGUGAGUCUCUAUAGUGUUACUGCCUCCUGCCCUCUUCUCUGCUGGUCGCAAUCUCUCAACUCAUUAGCACAACACGGUUGCUUUGAAGAUCAUUACCCAAUCCAAUCCUAAUUUAUGAAUGGAUUCUUGAGAUUAAAGUCCAAAGUGAAAGAGAUUUCCUGCUGCUUGAAUGAGCAUUGAGGUAUUGGUGCUCAUCUCUUGUUUACAGCCCUGAGCCAGUGGUGGUACUCAAUUUGUCAAUUCCAGAGGGGUGUUGGGCUGAGUCAACCGCCAACCAGGAUUUUAAUUCGGAAACUUCUGAUUGUGAGCGGCUUGCUCUACCACCUAGCCAUCUGGCCGGUUAUUGAUUGGGCACGACAUUUUCUCAUCCUGUAAAUGUUUGGGGAAGUGCUGUUUGCCAGCACAUGUUCAAUUCCAUAUGGUGAACAAGUAGGUGAUGAGGCCAGUACCACGCCCAGCCGUCUUUGUCUCCCCAGUGCUGAUGCUUGGUCCCACCCUAACGGGUAUCCGCGCUUAGUUGUACAGUCCUGAGUCAGUCUCAUUAAUCAUCGUCAAAUAGAGCAGUACCACUAGCCUCCUUAAUUACUUCCCCCCUCCCUUACGUGCCUCUGCUCAUUGUGUAAUGUUAGCCAACAUCUAUAUAUAAAAAAAAUCAGCUCAAGUCUCUCGUAUAAAUCUCUUGAUGUCUGCGUGGCCACCCCCACUCUAAAUUCCUCGCUACCCCCUGUGAAAACAUGUAUGUCUCUUGAACUUCUUUCGCACUGGACGUAGCCACCCAUGCAAAUCGAUGCUGCUCCGUUAUAGCUAAUUUCUGCUGCCUGCUCGAACCUUCUCUUCCCUCCUCUCUCAUCACCCUUUCAUCCCCGACAUCUUGGCCUGAUUAUUUCCCCCCCUCCUCCCCUUCCUGCCCGGCGCUCCUUCUGUCUUCCUGCUGCUCAUCUUGAGCCGUCUUUGUCUUGAAGACUUCCAUCCCGGCAUCCCUGCCCUUUUGUGCAACUGACUUUAUUCCACGUGGUGUGCCACCGGUAAAAAAAAAAAACGUGGAUAGAUUACUUUGGUCAUUCGCCGGCAGCAUCUGAAAUGUGCACCAUGUGGCUGCUCCUGAAGUCAUCCACUAGCUCACCAACCCCCACACGAACAUAACGAUGCUGCAAUGUGAAAGAAUAGGAAGAUUGCACCAACCGAUUACUUUUCUUGGUUUGGGAGAAAGUCGUACAUCGAAUAGUGCGUGGUAAAUCGAUGAAUUGAGAAAUUAUGCAAAUCAUUUGGUGAUGUACGUGGAAGAAACCAGAGCUCAGCUUGAACAUGUGCUUAGUUGAGGUAUAGCUGCUGUGGUGCCAUAGUUGCCUGUUCAAUUCCAGUUGAACAAUUUUCAAAAAAUCCACCCUCCCCGCACCCGCCUCCGUCCGCCCCACAUUGUAAUGGGUACACACCAUGUUACUAAGUCGACCGGCAAGAUGCGUGUAGUGGGGUAAAGUGUGGGUACGCCCAUCACUUCCAACACGUAUGGUCAACGUGGAAGAGGAGGCCAAAUACCACUCGAGAGUUCGCUCCAACUUAGGCGCUUCCACCACCAGGUAGCGUGAGAAAGCAAUUGCAGGGCCGUGCCUUGACAUUUUUUCCCCCAAAUCGAUUGAGAUUGGUGGAAGUGAGGCUUAAUUUCUCAUGGUAUAUUUUCCGAGCCCCUCCUCCCAACUAUCAACGUCCCUGAUCCCGAGAGGAAAUAUUUCCCGCAGCUCAACCCCGGGACAGCUGUGGCUAAAAAUAAGCCUUGGGUGGGAGAUGUGGAGAAUUUGAAAUAAAAAGGUUAUUUUCUC
Molecule: messenger RNA, 4317 nt
Organism: Petromyzon marinus (sea lamprey)
Lineage: Eukaryota; Metazoa; Chordata; Hyperoartia; Petromyzontiformes; Petromyzontidae
Gene: KLHDC9
Product: kelch domain containing 9
Molecular function (GO): cyclin binding
Source: RefSeq, a predicted model, not a curated record